AUGGCCGACAACGCCCCUCCUGCUGAGCCGGCUGCGGCUGCAAAAGCUGAAUCCACUGCUCCCCCCGUCGUCGUCGCGUCUGCCGUCCCGGCUGGCAUUCGCUCUGGUGUCAGCACCCCGGGCGGCCCUCGCUCGGGUGCCGUCACGCCUGCCAUGUCCGAACUCCCCGCCGACCAGGUCGGCUACAGCCUCAAGGUCUCGCUGGCCGACCUCUGCGCCAAGGCCGCCAUGCUCUACAGCCAGCAGAAGAACUACGAAGAGGCCGCCGAGGUCUAUGCGCGCGCCGCCGAGAUGCAGGCCGAGAUCAACGGCGAGAUGGACCCCGAAAACGCCGAGAUUCUGUUCCUGUACGGCCGCGCCCUGUUCAAGGUCGGCCAGAGCAAGAGCGACGUGCUAGGUGGCAAGGCGCCGGAGACGAGUGAGGAUGCGAAGAAGGCCCCGAAGGCGCAAAAAGACAAAAAGGAGUCCGCCGCGGGCGGCUCCGGCAUCAUUGCCAAGGCCAUCGGUGGCGCCAGCGACAGCGAUCCCGUGGCGAGCGCAUCGUCGGGUGCGACCAAGGAGGAGGCGGCGGCGCUCGAGGCCAAAAAGCCGCUCUUCCAAUUUACCGGCGACGAGGAGUGGGAUGCGUCGGACGACGAAGCGGGUGAGGAUGCCGCGGGCGGCGACGACGACGGCGAGGGCGACGAGGAAGAGGAAGACGACCUUGCCGUGGCCUUUGAGGUGCUCGACCUGUCGCGCGUUCUCUUUGAAAGACAGCUCGAGGAGAAGAAGGACAAGGAAGGCGCCACGGACACUGGAGCCGAAGCGGAAGGCCUUAGCAAGGGCAAGGAGGUUGAAGAGAGCAAGGCCGACGGCGACGAGGCUGCGUCUCCCAUUGCGACAGGCGUGUCCGGCGACCUACGCCACGUCCUGGAGCGUCUCGCCGACACACACGAUCUCCUGGCCGAGAUCUCGCUCGAGAAUGAGAGAUACCCCAACGCCAUUGUAGACUCCCGCGCGUCUCUGGCCUACAAGAAGCGGUACCUGUCCGAAGACUCUGAAAUCAUUGCCGAGGCCCAUUUCAAGCUGUCUCUGGCUCUUGAGUUUGCGUCUGUCACGACCGCUAGUGAGGACUCCAACAAUGGACACGGCAACGGCAACGGCGCCGCUGCCGACGGCGGUCAGCAGCAGACACAGCAAGUCGACCAGGAGCUGCGCGACGAGGCGGCCCGCGAGCUCGAGGCGGCCAUUGCCAGCACCAAGCUCAAGCUCCAGAGCAAGGAGGUCGAACUGGCCACUCUGCACUCGCCAGAAGACAACGACUCAACGCGUCGGCAAAUUACCGAGGUCAAAGAUAUCAUUUCCGACAUGGAGCAACGGCUUGUCGACCUGCGCAAACCUCCCAUUGAUCUGAACGCGGCUGUCAACGGCCCUGCGGGUGCCGGCCUGGGCGGCCUGCUGGGCGCCCUCAGCGGCGGCGCUGCGGGUGGCUUCGGCGGUGCUAGUGGCAGUGGCAGUGGCAGUGCCGUUGGCAGCGAUGCCAAGAAGCCCGCCACAGACCUGACGGGCCUGGUCCGCAAGAAGGCUAAGGAUGUCCCUGCUCCUGCUGCCCUGUCAGCGGAUGCCUCCUCGACUAAUGGCAAGCGGAAGGCCGAGGAGCCGGCUGACGGAUCGGACGAAGAGGCCAAGAAGGCCCGUACUGUGGAUGCCGCAUAA
This is a messenger RNA of Sporothrix schenckii 1099-18, 1695 nucleotides long. RefSeq names its product HAT1-interacting factor 1. Gene Ontology annotation, molecular function: histone binding. The record is from RefSeq and is a predicted model, not a curated record. Gene Ontology annotation, cellular component: nucleoplasm. Bases 1 to 1695 code for a protein of 564 amino acids. Gene Ontology annotation, biological process: DNA replication-dependent chromatin assembly; CENP-A containing chromatin assembly. The transcript has 3 exons. Lineage: Eukaryota; Fungi; Ascomycota; Sordariomycetes; Ophiostomatales; Ophiostomataceae.